Diorhabda sublineata is the source of this 1750-nucleotide messenger RNA. It is a transcript of the gene Mvb12, whose product is annotated as multivesicular body subunit 12B. Gene Ontology annotation, biological process: endosome to lysosome transport via multivesicular body sorting pathway; regulation of epidermal growth factor receptor signaling pathway; receptor catabolic process. The transcript is spliced from 8 exons. Gene Ontology annotation, cellular component: cytosol; ESCRT I complex. Bases 386 to 1291 code for a protein of 301 amino acids. The record is from RefSeq and is a predicted model, not a curated record. Lineage: Eukaryota; Metazoa; Arthropoda; Insecta; Coleoptera; Chrysomelidae.
AACCAUUCUGAUUGGUACGAUUUGAAUGAGUACUAUAUCUAUAUUUUCCAUCUUUACUCUUUAUUCAUUGUUAGUAUAUUUUAUACAUCAUCUAUGAUUCUAUAACGUAAAGUGAUACAAGUUUAUACGCAAAUGCGGGUAGAAGAUAACGUAUGUCAGUAGAAGGGAAAUGUUAAAAUUCGUUUAACUUAAUUUGUCGGGAAAUUUCAGACAUUCGUCAAAGGUCAACGUUCUGCGUGCAGGUAGGAAUAUAGUAUCUACUCGAAAAUUUUCUUAAAAUUAGUGGUAAAAUAGUGAUAAACAAGUUCUUGUGAUCUGAAUGACUAAUACUUUAUUAAUAGCACUAGAAAACUUCAAAUCGGUGUGAUGCUGUGGCAGACGGCUGAUGAUAAGACUGAAUACGAUGUUAAAAUCGUCUGUCCAGAAAAAAAUUUUAAAUUGGCCUGAUGAUCGACCAAUUACAGCUAUACAAAUUGUGGAAAAUUUAGAUAAAUGUCCUAGAGGAUUUUUUGCCAUCAGUAAAACUUAUGAUCAGGAUUCUGAUGCUGAUUUGAGGGAAAAUUCAAUCUUCAAAAGUAGUUCAGCAAGAUAUCUGUGUUUAUCAAAAACUGAAGGUUUGCCAAAUUUUGUAGUUCAAGAAAUACUAGUGCUUGCGGAUAAAGCUAAUCCACCGCAAGGAUUUAGUUUAUUAAAUAGAACCGCAGAUAGUGAACAAAAGGCGUGGAGGAAAAAACAAAUUUGUUACAAAUUAGUGAAUAGGAAAGACAUUAAAACUGCCGUUACCGAUAUAAUUAUUUGUAGUAGACUAAGGAAAGCACCAGCUGGAUUUUCAUUUGCAGGAGAAUUAAACGGUGUUACCCUUUGCUACAAAAUGGGUAAUGUACAAGAUACUCAAGCAUACAAUCCUAACGAUCAAACUCCACCCGAACGUCCCCCAAAACCAAACGCAAUGACUCCAGGAAAUCCCACAACAUAUCCAUUUCCUGAACCGGACCACGACUACGAAAUUCUGCGACAAGGACCUUAUCCUCCACUUCCGGCAGGACCUGCUGGAGCGCCUUUACGACCAGCUCCUAAACCUCCAGCACCUGUAUUACCACAUCAACAAUCUACACAUACCCUGAGUGGAUCUUCGCAAUUAGGACUAGAUGGUGUACCGUUUAUUGUAAAUCCCAGGUUUUUAACUAGCAAUAACUCAGAUAGGCUUCAGUUUCCAAGAAUAAAAGCAAAAACAAUGCAACAACUUCUCAAAGACUAUGAUUAUCCCUUUACUGUUGAAAGACAAUCUUAAUGGCACUUUUUUUUUCGAUACGUCUACACUAACACUUACAAAAAACGAACUGAAUCUGUUAUAGUGUAUAUGUAAGUUAUUAACGAAUUAUACAGGGAGAAACGAUGUAUGGUAAUUAUAGUAAAUCAAUUAUUUCACAAUGAGUAGAAAAUGUUGGAAAAUAAAUAUACAUUUAACAUUUAUUCAUUGUAUUUAUAAGAAAUAUUAUUCAUACAAUAAAAUAGAAAAAAAAUAGACUAUAAUUAUUAAGGAAAAAUGUUCUAGUUAGUACGUUUAUUUAUUUAUUCGCAUAUAUUCUCCCUGUAUUUAUUUGAUUAUAUCGUAUUUGACGUUCUAAUGUUAACUGUUGGCCAUUUAUGUGUCAUUUUUACAUUUAUAAUUUAGAGAUUAUUCACAUUAUUUAAAACAAUAUUAUAUUUUGUAUAUUCUCGUUUUAAUUCUAAAUAAACUAGCGUUUAU